This is a messenger RNA of Botrytis fragariae, 1851 nucleotides long. Its product is annotated as putative integral peroxisomal membrane protein. Gene Ontology annotation, cellular component: peroxisomal membrane. The transcript has 3 exons. The record is from RefSeq and is a predicted model, not a curated record. Bases 1 to 1851 code for a protein of 616 amino acids. Lineage: Eukaryota; Fungi; Ascomycota; Leotiomycetes; Helotiales; Sclerotiniaceae. Gene Ontology annotation, biological process: peroxisome organization.
AUGGCUGCGUUCGAUACUCCUUGGUUGGAUCAAAUGUCUGGUACUCCAAGUUUACGAAAAGAUGACCAUGGCGGAUCCUUAACAACUCCUUCUGAUCCGAACCCUCCGACAAUAGCUGCAUUUUCUCCAGUUACUCUAUCACAUGCCUCAUCCGCGAACAAACAGAGAUCAACUAUAUUGGUGCAUCACAAGUCCCCCUUAUUACUAGCGACUCCUCCGCAGAUUACAAGAGCUUUAGCAUAUUCGCAUCCUUUUCUAUUGCCCCUCAAUAAACUUGUAGGGUUAAUAACAUGGACGAGUGGAGAUCCUUGGGAGAGCUUCUUGCUCGUCGCUAGUUUUUGGGCAUUUGUCCUAUAUGGAGAUGUUGUAAUGCGAUAUGCUGGACCGUUGGUAGUCGUUAUUGGUUUAAUACUGGGGAUGUACUCAAGACGUUAUUCCCCUUUAUCAUCAACAAGCUGGACAGGAGAGAAACAGAAGAAGGGUCACAAAAGAGUCGACUCCGAAAUUACAAAUACCAAGCACCAGAAAACUUUGGACGAGAUUGUGGAAACCUUAAAGAUAUUUACGUCAAGAUGCAACGUGCUUUUGGAUCCUCUUUUACAAUUGACGGAUUUUCUAUCGACUCAGCGAACAGCAACAUCUGCCACAACUCGCCCGGCACUUACAACACUUUUGAUACGAAUCCUUCUUAUCACACCCGUAUGGAUUAUUCUUACUUUGCCCCCUCUGCAGGUUAUCACCACAAAACGUAUUGCCUUGGUAACAGGAACAAUUUUCUUGACUUGGCAUUCUCGUCCGAAUCGAAUUGCAAGAACGAUACUAUGGAGAUCAUCCCUCGUUCGUCGCAUAUGUACCGCCUUAACUGGUCUACAUUUAACAGAUGAGCUAUCACCAAGCACAAAUGGGGCCAAUUAUAAACCUCCUCUACCACCUCGUACGGCAUCUUCGUAUGCCGAUGCAUCGUUAGCAGCGAAUGCAGCCAUAAAGAGAAGACCAGAAGCACCAGGGGUGAAGUUUACAUUCAUUUUAUAUGAAAAUCAGCGUAGAUGGGUUGGGCUAGGAUGGACAACAUCAUUGUUUGCAUAUGAGAGGGCUGCAUGGACAGAUGAACAUCUGAAUGCUGUUACUCCAAAAGAAGAUUUCGAAUUGCCAGAUGUAGAGGGUGGUGGCGCAAGAUGGAGGUGGGUUGAAGGUAGUCGCUGGCGUGUAGAAGGAGCUGCCGAAUAUGAUGAAGGUGGAUCUAAACCAAAAGCCGAGAGCGAUGGGGGAACAGGGUGGAUAUAUUAUGAUAAUAAAUGGCAAAACGGUCGCCGAGGCCAAGAUGGAUGGGGAAGAUAUACCCGCCGCAGGAAAUGGUACCGUGACGCCGAGCUUGUUGAAAUAACUUCGAGCACGGAAAUAACGCCCUCGCCAACCCCUACCCAAGCAUCCGCAAGUCUAGAUUCAAAUUCUGCUCAUACGCGACUUUCAUCGUUCUCAGGUUCUAGAUCGAGAAGUCCCCCACCAGAGUAUUCGGAUCGGGAUGACGCUAGUUUGAGGAGUAAUAAAAGUGGCCGGCUUAGCAGCAAGAAAAGUAGUUUGAAGAAGGAAUACUUGGAAGGGGGAAAUAGGAAAAGUAGCGUGAGUCUGCAAUCGGAAGGAGAUGACGAGAGGCCUUUCACGAGACCGAGAGCAACGGACUGGGGCUUAGUGAUGAUGCCAGGAUGGGACUGGAGUAGACGGGACGGUGGGCGGACUUUCGGUAUGGGUUCUGGAGUAAUUGUGACACUGGGAAAGGCAUCUGGAAGGGGAAAUUCGGGUUUCUCACGGGGUAUUAAGGGAAUUUUAUACCAUAGCGCGUGUGAAUUGUAA